UUGGCGUGUUCAGACGUGGUUGGGCCUCUGUUUCGGCCAGUUUCGAGGCGAGAAGUGCAGCGUCUGUGUUUGUUACACGUGUAAUCAUAGCAUUCCCCUGGUUGCGGUGGCUUCGCGGUGCAAUGGCAAAUUCCAAACCUAAAAAGAGGGGUCUGUGGCUGAAGGCGACAUGGCAAAGGGAGGAGAGGAGGAACGUCCUGCGCAAGUGGCAUGCCCCCUACCACCGAAUGAUAUUUGAGCAGUCCGUGGACACAGGGGUGUUGCCCUCUGACCGGAAAAUUAGCUGUAGAGGGACAAGCAGCAGCAAGUGCGCACCAGUCGUCCGCACUGACUUCGCUAGUGCUUCAGCUCGUCGGUGUGCAGAAUCUCCAUCCGCCAGCCGAAUAAAAACUUGGCUUGAUUCGAGCGGCAGCGUGUUCGCUGAACGGCAUCUGCUGUCUCUGCAGUCUAGAUCAGGAAUGAGGUAAGACUGCAACGGAAGCGGCUACGUAGAUGUCUGCAAGGUGAGUGAUGCAUGCAGCCAUUUCUUUGUUUGAUAUUGCGUUUCAAGAGAAGAUGAAGCUGCGGCAUUGUCUAAAGGUCCUGGUUUCUGCUUCCGCCUGGUCAACAUUGCUGCCCCAUGAAUCGUGUCUCAUCGACUCUUAUACUUUUUGCGAGCUGACGUUUGGGCUUGUUGCUUUGGAUAGAAUGCUAUGGUGGGCUUGGCCUGGAGCCAGCUGAAUGUCUUUGUCCAUGAAGCCAUAAACGAGGACAUAAUAAUAAUUUAUUGCAUAUGAACAAAGCGAGGUUGAAGUCAGACCUGCCUA
Messenger RNA from Ixodes scapularis (black-legged tick), 806 nucleotides. RefSeq lists its product as uncharacterized. The coding region runs from base 123 to 467 and encodes 114 amino acids. NCBI's taxonomy places the organism in Eukaryota, Metazoa, Arthropoda, Arachnida, Ixodida, Ixodidae. The transcript has 5 exons. The record is from RefSeq and is a predicted model, not a curated record.